Clunio marinus is the source of this 172-nucleotide messenger RNA. Lineage: Eukaryota; Metazoa; Arthropoda; Insecta; Diptera; Chironomidae. The record is from the annotation of a GenBank genome assembly.
AUGAUGCACUCCUUGGAAGAGAUGUACCGCGGGCGAGAGCGUGAUGACCCAGAGAGGAUAGUUUGGAGUCAGUCAAGAUUGAAAUAUACAAAGAAUCUUAUAAUGAAAUGCUCAUAUUAUGAAGCUGCUCAAAAUACCCGACAAACUACAAUUAGAUGCUCAAACAUGUUUG